This is a messenger RNA of Synchiropus splendidus (mandarinfish), 499 nucleotides long. RefSeq names its product parathyroid hormone 4 (gene pth4). The record is from RefSeq and is a predicted model, not a curated record. The transcript has 3 exons. NCBI's taxonomy places the organism in Eukaryota, Metazoa, Chordata, Actinopteri, Syngnathiformes, Callionymidae. The coding region runs from base 16 to 378 and encodes 120 amino acids. Gene Ontology annotation, cellular component: extracellular region. Gene Ontology annotation, biological process: regulation of chondrocyte differentiation; bone mineralization; adenylate cyclase-activating G protein-coupled receptor signaling pathway. Gene Ontology annotation, molecular function: peptide hormone receptor binding; hormone activity.
CCUUCUGUCACCAAUAUGGACCUCAAGCAGCAGUUGACCCAGCGGCAUGUGCAGUGGCUCGCACUCAUGUGUCUUGUCUUCAUUGCCACUGGACAUUGUCAACAGAGCGAGAGUCGCCGAGCUGUGGCGGAGCACCAGCUGAUGCACGACCGUGGCCGAACCAUCCAGAGUUUGAAAAGGCUCAUCUGGCUCUCCAGCGCCAUGGAGGGCCUCCACACCGCCCAGAGUCGAUCUGCGCCCUCUAACUUUCCGAAGCUCCCAAGCAUGGUCCUCAAUCCCAACCUGGUCCAAGCGGUGGAGACCCCCGAGCCUGUCCAGGUGCAGAACCUUCUGAGAGACUUCUUUUAUCCGCACCUCACGCAGGACCCGGAGUCUUAACAUGACAUCAUUGUCUUCAAAUUACAAUACACUGCAUUUACAUUCAAAUCCCAAAGCUCAACAGUGACAGCUUUAUUGUAAAAAUAAAUCACCUUCCUCCAGAUGUUCCCAAAUGACUCAC